Molecule: messenger RNA, 4577 nt
Organism: Zeugodacus cucurbitae (melon fly)
Lineage: Eukaryota; Metazoa; Arthropoda; Insecta; Diptera; Tephritidae
Exons: 3
Coding region: 625-3738 (1037 amino acids)
Biological process (GO): proteolysis
Molecular function (GO): metallodipeptidase activity
Source: RefSeq, a predicted model, not a curated record
UGUUAAGAACAACAGUUUGUGGAAGGUAUUCAUAAAUAUGUAUGUAUAAUGGCUAAAACGAUGGUUAUUGUUAUAUCACAGUUGACGCAUGCACCCAGCUCUGUAAGAAAUGUUACGAGUGUCCACAUAGAUAUACUUCGGCAACAGUUGCUUUUUUUACCAGUCCUGCAGUGGCUGAACUAUAAAUUGAUAAACAAGUUCACUGAGCAUUUCAGUUUAUUAAAUCAUUUGUAUUCACACAAGUGACGUUCGGUAAUACAUUUUGUGGCAAAAAUUUGAUAACUAGGUACUAAAUGAUUUUGGUGGGAAAAACUGUAUCGAUAAAACUGUUGUAAUGUUGUAUAUGAAAAAUGAUAUUGAGAUAAAAAAUAUAAAUAUGAGUUUGUGUUGGUAAGAAUAUUGUGAAAAUAGUCAUAUUCAAAAAUACAUACAUAUGUAUAAAAGUACUUUCAUAAAUAAGCGGGUUCAGUAGAAUAUUACACAUAUGUGUAUGUACGUAAAUAUAAGUAUGUAUGUAUAUAAGUUAAAACAUACAAACAUUCUCGUUAAAAAAUUCUGUUCACAUGAAGAAUCUAUUGGUCUUGUUGAAGUAGGUAAAGUGAAAAAGAGUUACGACGCUGGCAAAUGUCGUCUGGUGAGUGGAAUUUGCGUGCUCUUAAAGCACUUGAAGAAGAGGAACAGAAGGAAUUUCUUGCACUCAGUCAAAAAAAUAUUUUUGAAUCAGCAUAUUUGCCAUCGGCAGAAGAAUUGCUGGAACAGACCAGAAACCUUAAUCAGAGCAAUUUUCAACCAAAACUAUCGUAUACUCAACUACAUCCACAUCAAUUAAAGCUGUCCACCAUUAAUGAGUGCCAUCUGAUUGCAGAGGCUCGAAGACGACGAUUUCGGUUGCAGCAACAAAGCACAUCAGGUAGUAGCGAAGAAGUAAGACAGCUGAAAAUUACCAGAGAACUAUCGCUUUCAGCACAUUCCUUGAGAGAACGCGGUAGUCGAAAUCAUAAAAAUGAUUUAUUAUUAGAACCUAAGCACAAAAUAUCCCGAAUGAGUAGGUCAACCCAGUUUUGCAAUGUACCACCAUUCUAUACACCACCCCCCAUUAAGAGAUGUGCGUUUUUCAAUACUCUUCAGCAAUUGGAAAAACAGAAACCGGAUCAUAAAAAGGAAUCAUCAGCUAUUCUGAAGAGAAUAGUUGGAACAAAUAAAUCUUACUUUAAAUAUGGAUCCAACUCUACAGCUGUCCCAGCCAUGGGACAGCGCAAGAAGUUGCAUACUUCCUUGGUGGAAAUUGACUACACUUCCGAUGAGAGCAAUUCAGAGGAGAGUACUCACAACACUGGUAACUUUGAUCAAUCAUAUGAAGACUGUGAAGACAGUGCCACUGAGACAGGUUCGUGCUCGGUGCCAUUGGCUUCGGAUUCGGUUGAAGCGAUUCGCCUUAUGUUAUCAGCCGCUACUGCAGCUAUCACUUAUACCUCAAAGGCUGCACCCACAGUAAAAUAUUCUUCAAAAAAUUUAACUUCUAACACCUCAGUUACUUCCUCACCCCUACCUACAGUAAAAUUGGACGGCCAUAAGACUUCUCUACAGACUGACCCCAGCAAAAAUCUCCAUACAUCGUCAUCGCCUUAUCAUUUAAAUUCAUCAUCGGUAGGAGCCGGACAUACAUAUAUCGGUGUACGAAAUGAAACUACUACAAAUCAUAGACACGGCUCAACAGACGAAAUAUAUGUUAAUAGUAAUGAUGACAGUAACUGCAACAACAAGAAGAGUAGACAGAAAGGAGCCCGUUAUUUAAAUAGCAGUCACAAGACCAACUUGUUGGAUGUGAGCACGGAAUUGAAUAGUUGUUUGCAAGAUGAGGUUCACACACUAAAAAGCAUGCGAUUUACCAAACCUGAACAAAAAAGUGGAUUCGAUAUUUUAACUAAUCUUUCAAGUAACAAAACAGUAUUGAUAAAAUCAAAGUCGAGUGUUAAAAAUAAACCGAACAAUCAUAUCCAGAACUUACUUUUACAUGCCACCCAUGGAGAGCAUCUUCAUCGCUCAUUAUCACAGAGUAAAGAAGUCAUUAAAGAGGAAUCCUUAAAAAAUGGUGGCAAUUGCCAUAACAUUAUAUCUAUGGGAAUUUUACCGACAACUAAAAGACCUAAUUGGACAUCUUUUACAACGUUGCACCAUCAAUUCAUCGAUGAUGAGCUUGAACAACAUAUCAAACAAUGUUCAUGUUCAUGCAAUCAUAUGGGAUAUGGAAAUUCUAUGGAUUAUCAGACAAUAGGUUUCGGUGGUCUACCUGAUGUCACCGAGCAUUCCAAUACCCGUCGCACACAUUCCCGCCAAAACUCCACUUCGAAUAGUGAUUCCGGUGGCGAAAUAGUUAAUAUAGAUAAGUCAAAAGUAAGCUUGUGUGAUGGCAAACCGCCACCAACAGCUCAAUCUGCCCACAUCGAGGGUAAAUCAAAAAUAUCCCGUCAUAGUGCUGCUGUUAAGUGCAGCAGGACACAUCGUCUGAAACCACGAUGCGGAUCCUGUGCCAUAUUCUUGACUUUUGUUGCCACUAUAUGCUUGCUUACUAUUGCCACAUUGCUUGCAUACCAACACUUCAUGGUGCACAGCCGCAAUUCGCAUGCCCAAAGACUGAAAAUCGUGCAACGGAUUCUAAAAGACGUACCGCUGGUGGAUGGCCACAAUAAUUUUGCGUGGAAUGUACGGAAAUACGCGCACAAUAGUUUAGAGCUGAUGAACUUGAGACACGAUCCCAAUGCAGAAACAAGGACACCACCGUCGUGGGCGCAAACGGAUGUUGAAAGGCUUAAGCAAGGACUAGUGGGGGUUCAAAUGUGGUCAGCAUAUGUGCCCUGUGAGGCUUUGGGCCUGGACGCCGUCCAAGUAGCUAUAGAACAAAUUGAUAUUAUCCGUCGCCUAACUGACAUGUAUACUCUGGAUACAGUGUUGGUAAAAUCCUCUAAGGACAUUUUUACAGCACGACAGCAUCACCAAAUGGCUUCGUUAAUUGGCAUCAAAGGUGGUCAUGCCAUCGGGUCCUCACUUGCCGUUUUAAGAUCAUUUUAUUCAGUCGGCGCGCGUGCACUUAGUCUUACGCAUAAAUGUGAUCUCUCAUGGGCUGGAUCAAGUGCCUCAGAAUCAGAAAACGGUUUAUCAGCUUUUGGCAAAGCAGUAAUUCGUGAAAUGAACCGCUUGGGAAUGAUGGUCGAUUUAUCUUAUAGUUCUACUGCGACAGCUAGAGAUGUCUUACAAGUUACUCGGGCUCCUGUUAUAUUCUCCCAUUCCGCUGCCCGACAAAUAUGCAACUCCACACACAAUGUACCCGACGAUAUUCUUCGACUAGUAGCAGAUAACGGUGGCCUAAUUAUGGUAAGCUUCGAUCCAGAAGACGUGGCUUGUGGGCAACCAGCAUAUCUUGCAGAUGUUGUGAAGCACAUUAAACACAUUCGUGCAAUCGCUGGUGUGCAGCAUAUUGGGCUAGGAGCAGGAUAUGAUGACAUAGAAGAACCACCAAUUGGUCUUGAAGACGUAUCCAAAUACCCAGACUUGCUGGCGACUCUGCUACAAGAUCACAAUUGGAGUGAGCAAGACAUUGCAAUGUUAGCGGGAAAAAACUUUCUUCGCAUCUUAGAGACCGUGGAAAAUGUACGAGACUAUUGGAAACGUGCUGACAUUCAGCCGCUCGAACAGACUGAACCACAACCGAAACCACAGUGCUCAUACAUGUCUUCGUGACCAUAGCUACAGACAGUAAGAAACCGCUGUGCUGCUUUGCACACAUUUUAUCUUGAAGGGUGCAAUCGCAUUGUGCAUGUUAUCGAAAGAAUGCGUACACAGGUAAAUACUGAGGACUUGAGUGUAAUACAAUUGGUAUAUUAGGUUAUUUAUACAAUUAAAUUACUACAUAUUUGUAUAUUGUUAAUCGAAUGAACAUGAGCUACGCAUAUCUAUAUGCGGCUUCUACAGCAAUAAACAGUUUUUUGAAAUUGUGCAAUUGGGAGAAUUAUAGUUAAGGAACUUUUUGUUGUGAAAAUGGAUUCUUCUAAAGAGAUUCAUAACAAAAUAAUUACAUAUAUUGUCAUAUAGAUAAAUACAAAUAAGAAUAUAUAUAUUGGAUUGAAGAGUGAAUUAUUAAAAUUAUACCCAAGCACAAAUUACAAGCAUAUCUAUUCAAAUAAUUUGUUCGAUAAUUGUUUACUUUUUUAUACAGCAUUCUUCAAAAGACUAAAAUAUAAUUUUCGAAUAUAUGAGACUAUGAAAAUUAACAAUUUCAUAAAUAGGUAUGCAUAUAUAAAUACCUACCUAAAAUAUUUAUAUGUAGUAAAAUAUAUAAUUUAAAUUUUCUACAAAAGCACAGGUAAAAGAAAGUGCCAAUAUUUUCAUAUGAAGAGAAUGCAAGAUUUAACUUAAUUUCAUUGUUACUAAGACAAUCCUUACCACAAUUAGAGUACAUAAAGAUGUUAAAAAUAAAAGUAUACACCUAUGUAUGUACAUUAGAAAUCAUUUCGAAAUACAGAUUUACAUGCAGUUUUAAUAUACAAGUUAAGUGGUGUUUUAAUAAAACAUAUAAAUAU